AUGUCUAUCACAAAUAAAACAAUAAAGGCUGUGUUUUUUGACUUCAUGGGCACCUGCCUCGAUUGGCAUAGCAGUGUAGUUCAGGCUCUACCUGUCUCUAUACCUCGCGAUGUAUCUUCGACCUUUGCUCUUGAAUGGCGCAAAGGGUAUUUUAUCGAAAACAAUCAGCGAUUUCUUCAGGGCCUUGAGCCGGAAGACAUAGAUAUAACCCUGGCUCGUGUUUUGGAUGUCACAAUUGCCAAGUUUCCACAAUACAAAUCAUACAUUGACUCGAAUACGAAAUCACAAAUGAUCCAAGCAUGGCAUCAUCAACGCGCUUGGCCAGAGGUGCAGAAUGCUAUACGAGACAUUCAGGAGGAUCUAGGUUUGGAAACAUUUGUUCACGCCAAUGGUACGACCCGUCUCCAGCUUGAUCUUACUCGUUCUUCGGGGUUGAGAUUCAACAUGCUUUUCUCGAGUCAACUACUUGGAGUCUACAAACCUAGUCCAGACGCAUACCGGAAAGCAUUACAACUUGUCAAACUAGAACCUGAAGAAGUGAUUCUUGUUGCAGCGCAUGCAUAUGAUCUCCGGGGAGCUCAAGGCGUCGGGAUGAAGACUAUUUAUAUUCAUCGAUGGACGGAUGACAUUGAUGAGGACAUGUCAAAAAUCAGAACCGAAUUCGAUGCGUUUCUGGAGGAUAUGAAAGACCUCCCUUUUGCCAUCUCAAACAUGUGUAAUUAUGAUAUUUGA
Molecule: messenger RNA, 732 nt
Organism: Penicillium macrosclerotiorum
Lineage: Eukaryota; Fungi; Ascomycota; Eurotiomycetes; Eurotiales; Aspergillaceae
Product: haloacid dehalogenase
Exons: 1
Coding region: 1-732 (243 amino acids)
Source: RefSeq, a predicted model, not a curated record